AUGGACAGUCUAUUGAGGAAGUUCAACGAAGCUAGGACGCUGGAUCCAGAAUCCAUUGAAAGAAGCAUAGUAAAUGAGAUUGUUAGCACCGAAAACCCUUUCUAUUUGCCUUGGAAUGAGAGAGAUUACAGCAACCAAUUUUAUUCGAUUUACCAGCACAGACUGAAUGUUUUGAAGGAAAGAGUAGAAAAAGAAUGUAAUAAAAGAUGGGACGAUCAUUUUAGACUGAAUGGUAGACCCGUGAUGAGGAAGAAUAAAGUACUUGACAUUGAAGGUAAUGAGCCAUGUUGGUGUAUUGGUACGAUCUACUGUGAAAUGAAGUACAAACCGAAUAUUUUGGAGGAAGUUAUCAAUGAUACAUACAAUGCACCUGAUUUGGCCAAGAGUUAUACUGAUCCUGAAGGUAGUGACGAAAUUAUGUUAGAAGACGAGAGUGGUAGAGUGUUGUUAGUUGGUGAUUUUAUCAGACAGACGCCGUUUAUAACAGGUGCUGUAGUCGGUUUGCUAGGAAUGGAAGCAGAUGCAGGUACUUUUCAAGUCCUCGACAUAUGUUACCCUUCUCCAUUGAUCCAAAGACCGCUGCCAUCAAAGGAUAAUUUAGAGAUGAUGAAAGGUCAAAAAAUCGCAUUAGUCUCCGGUUUAAAUUUAACUACUACUACGCCUGAUCGUGUAAUGAGGUUACAACUCUUACAAGAGUUCUUAAUAGGAAACCUUUACAAUACCAGUAAAGUUUCACAAAUUGGGAAGUUGAUUAUUUGUGGUAAUCUGGUAGAAUUUGAUUUAAAUGAUGACAGAGAGACAGCUCAGGGUAAACUUUCUGAAAACCUGGAUGAAUUUGGAAAUUUUUUGGCAAAUACAUUACAAUCUAUUUCGAUUGAUAUCUUACCAGGUCGUAAUGACCCCAGUGAUAGAACAUUACCACAACAACCUUUGCAUAAAGCUUUAUUCAACGGUUCAAUCAAGAAAUAUAUUGAAAAUGUCGAUUACAAUAUAUUGAGUUUAGUGACAAAUCCAUACCAAUUUGAUUUCAAUGGGUGGCAGAUGUUGGCUACAUCAGGUCAAAGUAUUAAUGACAUUUGCAAAUAUAUUAUGCCUUAUAAAAAACAGGAUACUGAGGAUGAUGAGGCUUCUGAUAUUAGCUCCCAUGAUAGUUUGGAAAAUAGGUUAGAUUUAAUGGAAUGUACGCUGAAAUGGCAGAAUAUUGCACCAACUGCUCCUGAUACAUUAUGGUGCUAUCCGUACAAAAAUAAUGAUCCGUUCAUUUUAAAAGAAUGGCCACACUUGUACGUGAUCGGUAAUCAACCUGAAUUUGGUUCUCGCGAAACGAAAAUGAGCAAUGGAGCAAAGAUUAAAAUUAUUUCAGUUCCUGAAUUUAGUGAAACUGGUAAGAUUGUACUAUUAGAUAUGUCAACUUUGGAAGUUGAACUUGUUAGUAUUGAAUUAUGA
Kazachstania africana CBS 2517 is the source of this 1446-nucleotide messenger RNA. RefSeq names its product DNA-directed DNA polymerase delta subunit POL31 (gene POL31). The transcript has a single exon. The record is from RefSeq and is a predicted model, not a curated record. Gene Ontology annotation, cellular component: delta DNA polymerase complex. NCBI's taxonomy places the organism in Eukaryota, Fungi, Ascomycota, Saccharomycetes, Saccharomycetales, Saccharomycetaceae. Gene Ontology annotation, molecular function: DNA binding. Gene Ontology annotation, biological process: DNA replication; DNA strand elongation involved in DNA replication. The coding region runs from base 1 to 1446 and encodes 481 amino acids.